ACAACAGGACCUGUGUUUGGGUUGAGCAUGGGACUGCAUGGGUCUAAGCACCCUCAGCAGGCUCAGAUUGUGAUGCUGGGCCUGGACGGCUCGGGGAAGUCCACCCUGCUCUACAAGCUCAAGUACAACGAGUCUGUCGUCACCGUGCCCACCGUGGGCUUCAACAUGGAGAUGCUGGAGACGGAGGUGAGGGGUCCGGGGUUGACCGUGUGGGACGUGGGAGGCCAGCAGAGGAUGAGGCCCCACUGGAAGCACCACUACCCGGGCACGGAGGCCCUGGUGUUUGUGGUGGACAGCUGGGACCGCAGGCGUCUGGAGGAGGCAAAGAAAGAGCUCCAUCUGGUCAUUAUUAUUUAUUCAUAAUCCAACUUUUUAUACAAUUCUGGUUUGUCCAGCCAUGUUCUGGGAGGACUGGUGUGGGCCUGGAGGAAGGCUUCAGAAGGGUUGCCUAUCUGUUGAAGACUUCACUAAAGCAGACUGAUACGGAUAUAAAGAGCACAGCAAAACAACUGAAAGACAAAAGGCCUGGGCUGCAGUUAGGACCAGUGAUUAUAAAACUAUGUGGAUGGGUGUAAUAAUCUCCCUUGGAUUAUUUUGUAUUUUUCUUCAGGAUUAUGUUGAGCAGAGUCCAUGA
Coregonus sp. 'balchen' is the source of this 634-nucleotide messenger RNA. The record is from the annotation of a GenBank genome assembly. Lineage: Eukaryota; Metazoa; Chordata; Actinopteri; Salmoniformes; Salmonidae.